CAUAAGGUUGUUACAGAACCUUAAAACUCCACAUGUGUCACUUGUGUCACGAAUGAUCAUAAUUUUGUAUAGCAGCUGUCACCAUCAGUGGUGGCUGUAAAAGUUUACAAUGGUGGAUGAAUCGACGAAGAAAACAUUAAGUAGCAUUCCACUGUUGCAAACGAAAGCAGGCCCCCGAGACAAGGAUUUAUGGGUGCAAAGAUUAAAAGAAGAAUACCAAGCAUUAAUUAAAUAUGUCAAGAAUAACAAAGAAUCUGACAAUGAUUGGUUUCGAUUGGAAUCGAACAAAGAAGGUACAAAAUGGUUUGGGAAAUGCUGGUACAUUCACAACCUUUUAAAGUAUGAAUUUGAAAUUGAAUUUGAUAUUCCUGUUACAUAUCCCACAACAGCACCUGAAAUUGCUUUACCAGAACUAGAUGGUAAAACAGCAAAAAUGUACAGAGGUGGAAAAAUUUGCCUCACAGACCAUUUCAAGCCAUUAUGGGCACGUAAUGUUCCAAAGUUUGGAAUUGCUCAUGCUAUGGCACUUGGACUUGGACCAUGGUUAGCAGUCGAAAUUCCUGAUCUUAUAGAAAAAGGUGCUGUAGUCCAUAAGGAUAAAAUAGGUCAAAAGUCGUAA
Messenger RNA from Dufourea novaeangliae, 619 nucleotides. It is a transcript of the gene Ufc1, whose product is annotated as ubiquitin-fold modifier-conjugating enzyme 1. Gene Ontology annotation, cellular component: cytoplasm. Gene Ontology annotation, molecular function: UFM1 conjugating enzyme activity. The record is from RefSeq and is a predicted model, not a curated record. Gene Ontology annotation, biological process: protein K69-linked ufmylation. NCBI's taxonomy places the organism in Eukaryota, Metazoa, Arthropoda, Insecta, Hymenoptera, Halictidae. The coding region runs from base 110 to 619 and encodes 169 amino acids. The transcript has 4 exons.